AUGGCGGCGCCUCUCAGUGUAGAGGAGGCACUGGCUCCAGUAGAAGCUGUCACUGCGGCCGCUAGCAUUGCGAGCGGCUCACGUACCAACGGGUCGUCCAUUGCGAGCACAUCGGCGACAGCGGACUCUCUGAGCUCAGCAGAAGAUGGUUGGCCAGCGGACGAAGAUGAGGAAGAGAAGAGCGCGGUGCAGUUGAAAGCUGAGCUCAAAAGGGCGAAGCAGGAGAGGAAUGCUUUCGAAGCCCAGUACCAAGGCUUGCUCAGCAAGCUGACAGCCAUGCGCAACACGCUGGGUGAACGGCUUCGACAGGAUGCUGUAAGUAUGCAAGAUUUCGAGGCGCACUUCUGAAUUCGAAAGCGUGAUACGACUACCACACUGACGCACGCUGAACUACACGUGCUCGCUUCAUGCAGGAAGAGCUCGAUCGGCGAGAGUCGAACAUUGAGAGCUUGCAGGCACAAUUGACGACGCAGACUGAGCUCGUCGAGACGCUCAAGAACGAGCUCGUAGGAUCACAUGCAGACGUGGAGCGGCUCCAGAAAUCGUUGGAUCUAUCAAGGAAUGCAGCUCCUCCAGAUCGGACGCGGGAGCUCGCAGAAAGUGCGGAAAGGCUUCGAAUCGAGGCUGAAGGCUGGGAGAGCGCAUACACAGAAGAGCGUGGGCUUCGAGAGGAGGCAGAGUCGCGAGCUGCAGAGGCCGAACGGAGGAGAGAUGAGGCAGAGAAGAAAGAGAUGGAAGAAGCUACACGAGCUGAGAGGGAAGGCGCCACAGCGAGGGAACUUCAGGCGGUUUUGGAGGAGUUUCAGGCAGGUGAGCAGCAGCAUCUUACCGGCAACAUCUCUUGCGGCGCUGACCUCAACGACUGCUUCAACGUGCGCUUGCUUGCUGGCAGCGCAAGAAAAUGAGCUGCAACGCGCUCUAGGAGACUAUCAAGAGAAGUACGACACCAUCGUGGCUUCUCUCGAGGAGUACAAACAGCGCUCGACCAUAGCGGAAGUGAGUGAAGGGGAAGUAUCUGCUUCCAAAAAGGCCUGGCUGAGGAGAUCGCCUCCCAAUUCAGAGCAAGCUUGCGGACUACCGAGACGCCGCGGAGCGGAAUGCAAUAUUAGAGAAAGAGGUCAAAGAAAAGAACCUCUUGGUUGGCAAAUUGAGGCACGAGGGUGAGUCAUGCGCAAGAGAAUCCCGCCUGCUGUCGACUUAUUAGUUUACUUUUUGAGUCUCCCCGCAGCCGUGAUUUUGAAUGAGCAUCUCACCGAGGCUUUGAGGAGAUUACGGUCGGAUACGUCGGAUUCAAACGUGGACAGGUGAGAGCGCGAGUCUGUGCGAUCGCUCACGAUCUAUUCUAAAGCCCCGCACUUCGCAUCUAGACGGCUUGUCACCAACCUUUUGGUACAGUUCUUGACAACUCCGAGGGCAGAUGCAAAGCGCUUCGAAAUGCUCUCCUUGAUCGCGUCGGUAUUGCAAUUUACUGACGAGCAGCGCGAAUCGACAGGCUUGCAACGCGUUGCUGGUGCUUCGGGCAGCGCGUACAAAGGCAUGCCGCCAGGUGUAAGAAGAGGUAGCAGUAUCAGCGGCCACACGCGGUCGGAAGCGAGCAGUGGAGGAACGGGAGACGAGGUGAGUUCUACCUGUUUACUUUGCCCACAUGCGAACUCUUGAAUCUCAGCUCAAACAUCCACUUGUGUGACCGCCGAUGUCUUAGUCUUUCUCCAAUCUCUUUCUGGAAUUCUUGCUGUCCGAAGCGGACAAGGCUAAACCGACCCGCGAAGCAAACGGUCAAGCGAGCGAGCCCACGAGCCCCAAGACACCGACGACUGCACCAGCAACGUUCAAUCUAGGCAGCUUAGCAGCUUUGAGGCGGCCCUCUACCGACCUUUUCCGCGGCUCUAGCGCCACCAGCAGCGGCACCAGGACCCCGCUCUCUCCAUCUUCCAGCACGGCAUCGGGUCCCAUGUCUCCUCCGCCUUCUUCGUCAACCGUGAAAGGCAAGCCACCAUUUGGCUGA
Ceraceosorus bombacis is the source of this 2005-nucleotide messenger RNA. NCBI's taxonomy places the organism in Eukaryota, Fungi, Basidiomycota, Exobasidiomycetes, Ceraceosorales, Ceraceosoraceae. The record is from the annotation of a GenBank genome assembly.